GCCUAUUUGCUUCGUGUUUUUUGGUCACCAAACCCUUCAUCUUCUUCGUUUCAGCUUUUUUUUCUCUCAUGUUUCUCGUCUUCUUCUAAACUUUUGUGACCACCCAAAAAAAAAAACGUAACGGAACAAAAAAAAAAAUGCUCCGAUCACGGAAUUGUAAGAUCUCCGCCGCGAACGAAGCCGUUAUUUCUAAUCGUCUUUCAAUUUCUAAUCUCAAAGUUUUAUUCGUUUUUGAAUCCUCGCCAUUGAAUAAUUUGAUUAAUCGUUUUUCCGAUAAGCUUCGUCGUUGAACUUAUCUCCGAUCUCUGCAAAUUUUCUCUCAAAUCUCUCCGAUCUUCCUAAUUGAUUAGAAACUUCUCCAUCGUUUGCUCAAUUAUUUCGGAUUUUUCUCUGUUUCUUUCCAACAAAAUCUUCAAUGGAUAAGAAGAAGAAUUCGUUUCCAGAUAAUCUUCCUGAAGGCACAAUCUCUGAGCUUAUGCAGAAGCAGAACAAUGUGCAGCCUUCUGUUAUUGUGAUUGGUAGUGGUAUAUCAGGUCUUGCUGCUGCUAGGAAUCUCUCUGAAGCAUCUUUCAAGGUGACUGUUCUUGAAUCACGCGAUAGGAUUGGUGGUCGUAUCCAUACGGAUUAUUCCUUUGGUUGUCCUGUUGAUAUGGGAGCUUCAUGGUUACAUGGAGUCUCUGAUGAGAAUCCCUUAGCUCCCAUUAUACGCCGUUUAGGACUGACUUUAUACCGAACUAGCGGGGAUGACUCCAUCUUGUAUGAUCAUGAUCUGGAGAGUUAUGGACUUUUUGACAUGCAUGGGAAUAAAAUUCCGCCGCAGUUGGUUACUAAAGUUGGAGAUGCAUUCAAGAGAAUUCUCGAAGAGACGGAGAAAAUAAGGGAUGAAACUGCCAAUGACAUGUCUGUUCUUCAAGGAAUAUCUAUCGUCUUGGAUAGAAAUCCAGAACUAAGGCAAGAAGGGAUGGCGUACGAAGUUUUACAGUGGUACUUAUGUAGGAUGGAGGCGUGGUUUGCUGUAGAUGCGAAUUUAAUUUCACUAAAAUGUUGGGAUCAGGAUGAAUGUCUUUCAGGUGGUCAUGGUCUAAUGGUGCAGGGUUAUGAGCCAGUGAUCAGAACAAUUGCAAAAGAUCUUGAUAUUCGCUUGAACCAUAGGGUUACUAAAGUUGUAAGAACAUCUAAUAACAAGGUGAUAGUCGCAGUUGAAGGCGGAACCAAUUUUGUUGCUGAUGCUGUUAUUAUUACGGUUCCAAUCGGUGUUCUCAAGGCAAAUCUAAUUCAAUUUGAGCCAGAGCUCCCACAAUGGAAAACCUCUGCGAUAUCGGGUCUCGGUGUAGGCAAUGAGAAUAAGAUUGCCUUGAGAUUUGACAGAGCGUUUUGGCCUAAUGUGGAGUUCCUCGGGAUGGUGGCACCGACUUCUUACGCAUGUGGCUAUUUUCUGAAUCUUCACAAGGCAACAGGCCAUCCGGUGCUUGUUUAUAUGGCUGCAGGGAAUCUAGCACAAGACCUCGAAAAGCUAUCUGAUGAAGCUACAGCAAAUUUCGUGAUGCUGCAACUUAAGAAAAUGUUUCCAGACGCACCUGACCCGGCUCAAUAUCUAGUGACACGGUGGGGAACGGAUCCAAAUACAUUGGGGUGUUAUGCGUAUGACGUAGUAGGAAUGCCGGAAGAUCUGUACCCGAGGCUAGGAGAGCCGGUUGAUAAUAUUUUCUUCGGAGGAGAAGCCGUGAACGUCGAGCAUCAAGGAUCCGCUCACGGAGCUUUCUUAGCAGGAGUCUCGGCCUCGCAGAAUUGUCAAAGGUAUAUCUUUGAACGACUCGGGGCUUGGGAGAAACUCAAGCUUGUUUCUCUUAUGGGGAACAGUGACAUUCUCGAAACUGCAACUGUGCCUCUCCAAAUCUCCAGGAUGUGAUUAUAUCUGCUUAACAGACAGAAGCAGGGUUCCAAUUUAUUUUUCUCCAUCUGAACAAAUAAAAAAACAUUCAUCAAUUGUGAAUGUGAAGUCAUGUUUUUUUUUCUUUUUCUUGUUCUAUGAUAGAUCUCUCGAUGGGUUAUAUAAACUGUUUAUAAUUCAAUGAUCUAAACAUGUUUACCAGUCUAGUAAAUCUCUUUACAAUUAUUGUUGCUUUUCUUUUUUGAUCGAUUAAUCUUUCUUUUGUCAACAUGUUUUAUAAAUAAAUAAGUUAUGCACAUCACAUGUUAGCUGUUGUUACAUGGAUUUUGUAAAUAUAAUUUUACUUCAGAAAAUGAAAUACGUCAUC
Molecule: messenger RNA, 2258 nt
Organism: Arabidopsis thaliana (thale cress)
Lineage: Eukaryota; Viridiplantae; Streptophyta; Magnoliopsida; Brassicales; Brassicaceae
Gene: PAO4
Product: polyamine oxidase 4
Exons: 9
Coding region: 416-1909 (497 amino acids)
Biological process (GO): spermine catabolic process; spermidine catabolic process; polyamine catabolic process
Cellular component (GO): peroxisome
Molecular function (GO): oxidoreductase activity; spermine oxidase activity
Source: RefSeq, marked reviewed